GUCGGACGUGUCGUCGGCAAAAAAGUGUGAAAGUGAAGAAUUACCGCAAUACCGUGUUCUCAUUCCUGGCGGAUUUUCAUAUUCCAGAUACCUUUCAACCAGCCGCAAAGUUCUGUUCGAUUUCUCCUCACUCGUAGCGGUCCAAUCGGUUGUAAGCGCUGUGAAUUAAAUUUGAAAGUUUACCCAGACAGUGUGUGCUGCGAGUAUUUGGUGCAUAACGUUAGUUUAUAAAACCCGGCUGGAAGCGGAAAUGACUAUUCGAUCGGCGCCACGAUUUACCGCUUCUGGAUGAACUAAUUCCCCAUUGGACUAAAGAUGCCAACACGGAAUAGCACGCCGUGAAAAGUGGUCCAAUGAAAGAGGUUAAACAAGAGACAGAAGAAAAAAAUCAGAGCUUUUGAUGUAAACGAAACUGUGAUAAAUUCAAAUAGUGCAGCGUAGAAGAAAAAGAAACUCACCGAUGUGUUUAUACCGAAGGAUGUAACACAAAACAUAAUUAUGUAAUCAUAUGUUUAACGGGUAGUGAAACAACAAGCAGUGUACGAAGCAAAUUAAGAACGAUUCAGCGAUUAAACAACUCAUCUGGAAUUUUCAACAUUACUAUGUGUGGUAUCAUAUGAUAAAAAGUGCUUAUAAUCAAGUGUUACAGUAGAGUGAUAAUCUAACGAUCAAUUACCACCUUUUUAUGAAUUCAAUCUUUAACCAAUUCGUUGCGUUAAAAUGAAGAUGAAGAUAUUAAAAAUAAUACUCAUAACAAUCAUGGUUAACACUCCCGUUUGGAGCCAGGAUGAUUCAUUAGCGGGCAGUUUCCUGUCAGGAUUACUUGAUUCCAUCACUACGACAGAGGAUGCCAAAGGAUGCCCUGGGGUUUGCGUUCAUACACUGGCAACGUUAAUCUGUUACGAGGUGUUGGAAGACAUCCCUUGUCCUUCUCCCAGUAUGAGAUGUUGCGUCGAAAGUCAAUCGGCGGCUGCCAACAUUUCUACCACACCUCGUCCACGAACGACUACCACUCCAAAGCCAACGACCACCACACCAAAGCCCACAACAGAAGCAAAAAUAAAAGAAAAAGAUAAGGAUAGCAAAAAUAAUUCUACCUGCCCUGGAGUAUGCGUGGCCGAUAGAAUAGCUGAAUAUUGUGAAGCUUAUCUGAUGACGGCUGGCCUUUGUAAGAGUGGUACGAAAUGCUGCGUGUCCAGGGACAUUUAUCCGGAUAAACCGCCUGCAGAUUUAUACGUUCCGACAGCUCAUUAUGACAGUAAGGCAAAUAAAACUACUACACCCAAACCUUAUCCCUCUAAAAAUUCGGAUAAAAAUAAUUCGCAAGAAGAACCGAUCAAGUCAAAAACAAAUCCACCUCCAAAACCAACAAAAUCAACUCCAUUAAAACACAAAACGACAGUUUCGAAUUCCCAAGGAACAGUUCACAAAUCGUGUGAAGGCGAAUGUGUAAACGGGUUGUUUGCCCUUUUCUGCGAUGAUGUCGACAGCGAAGCCUUUUGUCCUAACGAAGGAUCCUGCUGUGUAACUGGUACGGCAGAGGAUCAUAAACAAGAAAUCGUUACAACCACUAGGAGACCAACAACACCUCCACCACUUCCCAGAUGCCCUGGAUUCUGUAUGUUGAAUAUCAUGGCAGCAUUCUGUGAGCGACCAUCGGUCUUGAUUCAACAUACUUCCAACUGUAAGCGCGGAUCAGUUUGUUGUGAUAACACUAAAGCUCCGAUCACCAGAGCUCCUCCUAAACGUCCAUUACCUACUACCACUACCACUACUCAAGCACCUACAACAACAGCAGCACCUGAUCCAAGGGAAGAAUGCCCCGGUUCAUGUAUUGUAGGCCUGCUCAGUUUCACAUGUUUCCGUAAUGCUGAGAUGACUGAUUUAUUCAAAUGUAAGAAAUCUGGUACCCAAUGCUGUGCUCCCAAGUCUAGAAUUCAAGAAGCCCAAGCGGUUUUGGGUAAAAUCAAACCAACUGAAACUGGUAAUUAUCCACCGGUACCACCGAAUGUUGUUCAGCCUUAUCCUGCACAACCACAGCUACCGCCCGUUCCUCAGCACCCACAACAAGCACCUCAACCAAGUUAUGGUCCGCCGGUGCCCAAUACUUAUCCUGGACCAGUGAGCAAUAACAUUUACGAAGUUCCACCAACGCAACCACCAGUUCAUCAGCAUUCUCAGCCUGUUCACGAACCGUUGCCUACAACCACAACAGCAAGGCCCCAAAUUUAUUCAAAAUAUGUCUGUGGAGUUAAGGGAACUAGUCGAGGUGCGCGAUCGUUCCUCAGCCGCAUUGCGCUCGAGGAUGUGUCGUAUAGUCGAAGUCGCACUGGUCGACAUAUUGAGAUGGAAAAUAUUUAUCGAUCGAAGAGCACUGAACGUUUAGUACUUGGUCACAGUAUUGUUCCAAUACCUAUAAUUUACAGUGAUCAUAACGACACUGUUCCAGAAGAUCUGAGUCAUCAUCCAAGCGUCGUUCGAGCUAGCAACUCUACAACAGUCAAGUACUGGAAUAGUCAUCGGAAGGGUCGUGUCGUUGGAGGAGAAGAUGGAGAAAAUGGUGAAUGGUGUUGGCAAGUGGCCUUAAUAAACUCUCUGAAUCAAUACCUUUGUGGUGCAGCCCUGAUUGGUACGCAAUGGGUGCUGACAGCGGCACAUUGUGUAACAAACAUCGUACGAUCAGGUGACGCAAUUUAUGUGCGAGUAGGUGACUAUGAUUUGACACGUAAAUUCGGAAGUCCGGGAGCACAAACACUCCGAGUGGCAACCACGUACAUCCAUCAUAAUCACAACAGUCAAACAUUGGACAACGACAUUGCGCUACUGAAGCUCCACGGCCAAGCGGAACUAAGGGACGGUGUUUGUCUGGUUUGUCUACCGGCGCGAGGUGUGAACCAUGCUGCUGGAAAACGAUGCACUGUAACAGGUUAUGGCUACAUGGGCGAGGCAGGACCGAUUCCGCUUAGAGUGCGUGAAGCGGAGAUUCCUAUCGUGAGUGAUUCUGAGUGCAUCCGAAAGGUAAAUGCCGUCACAGAGAAAAUUUUCAUAUUGCCCGCAUCCAGUUUUUGUGCGGGUGGUGAAGAAGGAAACGACGCCUGUCAGGGUGACGGAGGUGGUCCUCUAGUUUGUCAAGACGAUGGAUUCUAUGAACUGGCCGGUCUAGUGUCAUGGGGAUUCGGAUGCGGUCGAGUAGAUGUUCCCGGAGUGUACGUGAAAGUUUCUAGUUUCAUUGGAUGGAUAAAUCAGAUCAUCAGUGUCAAUAAUCUAUGAUAGGACGAAUGCUUAACAUCAAUCAUCCAACGCAUACAAAAAAUCAUUGUAAAUUCUGAUAGAACAGUAUGUAAUAAAUUGUAAGUCAAGUAGAAUAAGGUAAUUUAUUUUAAUUUAAGAAGAUUGAAAGUCGUUUUAUAAAACCAUAAGAUUUUAUUACUACACCUCUCCAUGAAGUAGUGUAGUUGUCUCGCAAAUUUUCAUAACAUGAGUUCUGAGUCUGCAACUAUUUAUUUAUAAUGAAUAUUGAAAACAAAAAAUAAAAACAACUGAGUAAAUUAAAAAGAAAACAGAUUGAGUAUAUUUUG
Messenger RNA from Wyeomyia smithii (pitcher-plant mosquito), 3578 nucleotides. RefSeq names its product protein masquerade (gene mas). The coding region runs from base 721 to 3270 and encodes 849 amino acids. Gene Ontology annotation, biological process: proteolysis. Lineage: Eukaryota; Metazoa; Arthropoda; Insecta; Diptera; Culicidae. Gene Ontology annotation, molecular function: serine-type endopeptidase activity. The transcript has 8 exons. The record is from RefSeq and is a predicted model, not a curated record.